This is a messenger RNA of Paraglomus occultum, 408 nucleotides long. The record is from the annotation of a GenBank genome assembly. Lineage: Eukaryota; Fungi; Glomeromycota; Glomeromycetes; Paraglomerales; Paraglomeraceae.
AUGCCCAUUUUUCUCCACAAAUUGAGUAGACUAAUCGACGUAGUAGCCGGAACUAAUAGCCUAUUUCCGUCCAUAGUAUCACUGCGAAAACCACGAAAAGGGAUCCGUUCUUGGGCGUUUUCUCCGUUGUCUGCCUUCUUGCUCAUUUCGUCAUCCGCGUCAUUAGAGUUACCAUUCACAUCUUCACUAUUACACUACACCACGCCCUAUCCCACCUGGUCGGAUCUUCCAACGCCUCAGUGGUGCGGACAUGUUGAAUUGUGGGGCCGAAGGCAAGCAGGGAAAUGGGACGGAAGAUUGGAAGUGUCAAACGUGGAUGAAGGGUGGGUGGGGUUGAAUGACUUUAACGACGAACAGAUAUCCUUGGCUGAGACGGUCGGCACGAAUUAUACUAAAGUAUAUUUGUGA